Messenger RNA from Aspergillus calidoustus, 1656 nucleotides. The record is from the annotation of a GenBank genome assembly. Lineage: Eukaryota; Fungi; Ascomycota; Eurotiomycetes; Eurotiales; Aspergillaceae.
AUGGCGCCCUUUAGGAGCAUCUACCAGCAGGACUCGAAAAAGCAGCUGGCGGUUGGUGUCGCCCUGCUCGUCCUGGCCGCUUUUUACUCGUUUGUUUUCCUGUUGACUCUGGCGCCUGUGUAUGGAUCAGCUCCAUCGCAUAUCUUCCACAACUACGGCGUCGCUAUUGCAGGUGCGGCAGGCUGGUUCGCAAAGGACCACAUCCAUCGGCUGUCUGAUCGCCGGGCUGUCUAUCUGAUCCCGGUGCUGGCCUCGUGGCUACCCAUCCUCCAGUACUUCCUGGCGCAGCAGAGCUCAUCGCUUGGGAACCCAGCUGGCCCGGUCAUUACGGAGCUCUUUGCUCUCUACCCACUGGUUCUGCUCUGCGUUGCUUGCGCCGGCAAACUGGUCCAAUCCGGCCUAGAUCUCAGCCGGCAUGGCGACCUGGUCGCUGAGCAUAUUCCCCUGCUUGGAUCUUACAUCGUCUACUCUGCAGGCGAGCACUUGAUCAAAGCGUUUCUCUCCAAGUUCAUUGGGUCGACCGUGUUUCUCAGUCGUGCGGGCCUUCAGAUCCUGAUUGCCAUCUUCUAUGCUGUAGCCGUGCCAUCCAAGCUUCUGCUGCUGGUUAUCCCAUCUCUGCUCUUCUCGGGGACCUCCAAUGUGCAUCUCACAUUCGGAUACUCCACUAGAGCGCUCAACUCGGUCAUCAGCGAGGAAGGCUUUGCGCUUGUAGCCCGCCAGGACUCGACAACUGGGUACAUUUCCGUUCUCGACAACCUCGUUGACGGUUUCCGUGUGAUGCGUUGUGACCACAGUCUCCUGGGCGGCCAGUGGAUCAAGGCACGCCCCAACUACACUCCUCCCACGGUAAAAGACCCCAUCUACGCGGUCUUUGCCAUGCUUGAGGCUGUUCGUCUCGUCGAGACGGUCCACGGCGGACCUCGUGUAGACACGGACAGUAAGGCCCUCGUCAUCGGCCUCGGAAUUGGCACCACGCCCGGUGCCCUCAUCAGCCACGGCAUCGACACCACCAUCGUCGAAAUCGACCCGGUGGUGCACAAGUUCGCCAGCCAGCACUUCGGCCUCCCAUCCAACCACACCGCCGUCAUCGAAGACGCGCGCACCUUCGUUAACCACGCCCAGACCCAGGGCUCUGUGCAGUACGACUACAUCGUCCACGACGUCUUCACCGGCGGCGCCGAGCCAGUCGAACUCUUCACAUACGAGUUUAUUAGCGGCCUCAGCGCCCUUCUUAAGGACGACGGCGUCAUUGCCAUUAACUAUGCCGGCGACCUGACCCUCUACCCCGCCUCGCUGGCCGUCCGAACCAUAAAAUCCAUCUUUCCAACCUGCCGCCUCUACCGCGAAGAAGCGACAUCCGAGGUCGGUCCCGAUUUCACCAACAUGGUAAUCUUCUGCACGAAAUCUUCCUCGCAGGCUAUUACAUUCCGCGACGCCGUGCCCGCCGAUUUCCUGGGCAGCCGCUUCCGCUCGCGGUACCUGGUUCCGAAGCAUGAGAUUGAUGCGGCACGGUUUGCGGCUGUUGAGCAGGGCGGCAGGGCAAUCUUGUAUGAUAAGGAGGUUAAUCGGUUGCAUAAGUAUCAGGAUCGCGGGGCGUUGGAGCAUUGGGGGAUUAUGAGGACUGUUCUUCCUGAUGCGGUUUGGGAGGCGUGGUAG